GAAGCCAGCGCCAGCGGCCGCCAUGGCGUCGCGCAUCGGGCUGCGCAUGCAGCUCAUGCGGGAGCAGGCGCAGCAGGAGGAGCAGCGGGAGCGCAUGCAGCAGCAGGCCGUCAUGCACUACAUGCAGCAGCAGCAGCAGCAGCAGCUGGGGGGGCCACCCACCCCGGCCAUCAGCACCCCCGUCCACUUCCAGUCUCCACCCCCUGUGCCCGGGGAGGUGCUGAAGGUGCAGUCCUACCUGGAGAACCCCACCUCCUACCACCUGCAGCAGUCCCGGGACCAGAAGGUGCGGGAGUACCUGUCCGAGACCUACGGGAACAAGUUUAAUGCCCACGUCAGCCCCGCCCAGGGCUCCCCGAAGCCCCUGCCAGCCGCCUCCCCGGGGGUGCGGGCUGGCCAUGUGGUGUCCUCCUCAGCGGGCAACAGUGCGCCCAACAGCCCCAUGGCCAUGCUGCACAUCGGCUCCAACCCUGAGAGGGAGUUUGACGUCAUCGACAACAUUAUGUGUCUGGACGACGUCCUGGGCUUCAUCAAUCCUGAGUCUCAGAUGCCCAACACGCUGCCGCUGUCCAGCAGCCACCUGAAUGUGUACAGUGGUGACCCUCAGGUCACAGCCUCCCUGGUGGGUGUCACCAGCAGCUCCUGCCCAGCUGACCUGACCCAGAAGCGUGAGCUUACAGAUGCUGAGAGCCGGGCCCUGGCCAAGGAGCGGCAGAAGAAGGACAAUCACAACCUAAUUGAAAGGAGACGGAGGUUCAACAUUAACGACCGCAUCAAGGAGUUGGGAAUGCUGAUCCCCAAGGCCAACGACCUUGCAUGGCAAAUCCUUGGCCGCCCUGAGCACACACCUCUGCUUCUGCUGCCCUGCAGGGACGUGCGCUGGAACAAGGGCACCAUCCUCAAGGCCUCUGUUGAUUACAUCCGGAGGAUGCAGAAGGACCUGCAGAAGUCCCGGGAGCUUGAGAACCACUCUCGGCGCCUAGAGAUGACCAAUAAGCAGCUCUGGCUGCGAAUCCAGGAGCUGGAGAUGCAGGCUCGAGUGCACGGCCUCCCCACCACCUCCCCGUCCGGCAUGAACAUGGCCGAGCUGGCCCAGCAGGUGGUAAAGCAGGAGCUGCCUAGCGAGGAGGGCCGGGGGGAGGCCCUGCUGAUGGGGGCCGAGCUCCCCGACCCGGAGUCACUGCCGGCUCUGCCACCCCAGGCCCCGCUGCCCCCGCAGGCCCAGCCACCCCAGCCACCGUCCCCAUUCCACCAUCUGGACUUAAGCCACAGCCUGAGCUUCGGGGGUGGGGGCGACGAAGGGCCCCCCGGCUACCCUGAGCCGAUGGGGCAAGAGCCCGGCUCCCUGUUCCCCAACCUGUCCAAGAAGGACCUGGACCUCAUGCUCCUGGACAACUCCCUGCUGCCGCUGGCCUCCGACCCCCUCUUCUCCACCAUGUCCCCCGAGGCCUCCAAGGCCAGCAGCCGCAGGAGCAGCUUCAGCAUGGAAGAGGGCGAUGUGCUGUGACCCUGGGACGGGCAGGCCUGGGGGCUGCGAGGGCAGGGCCGCCUCCCUCCCCCCUUCAGGCUGCACUUGUGUGUGAAGUAGCCACCUGCCCUGCCUCACUCCUCCCUUCGGCCCCUUGUUUGGACUUAGUGCCCGCUUGGCAGCCUGUGGGGUCGGGAGAAGCCCCGACCCGGCUCAGUACUCCGGGGGCAGCCCUCUGAUGGGCUGGGCAGGAGGAGGUCGUGACCCUGGCCCCAGGGGGUGUGCUGGAGGUGAGAGGAGGCCCUGGAGGGUCCUGUCUUCUGAGCCCGAGCUCCCACCCCACCAGUGAAGGACUCAUUGGAGCAGGGGGUUCAGCAAGUUCCUUCUCUGAAGCGGUGACUGGUCCAGGGGGAGCCCCAGCCUGCUUUUCUGGGACUCAGAUGGCAACAAGCCCGUCCUCCAGCCUGGCCGCCCCCCUCACACAGGUGGGGCGCCCCCAGCCCCCCUUUGGUGCUAACAGCUCUCCGCCAGGCGGUGUGAGGGCGGGGGUGGCCGGCAGAGGGUGCCGGGUUCAGGCUAGUGUGGGGUCUCUGCUGGAAGAGCAGCUCCCCUCCAGUCUCCCCACUUUGUGCCUUUAGUAAACACUGUGCUUUGUAA
Molecule: messenger RNA, 2125 nt
Organism: Myotis lucifugus (little brown bat)
Lineage: Eukaryota; Metazoa; Chordata; Mammalia; Chiroptera; Vespertilionidae
Gene: TFEB
Product: transcription factor EB
Exons: 8
Coding region: 23-1507 (494 amino acids)
Biological process (GO): positive regulation of DNA-templated transcription; regulation of transcription by RNA polymerase II; humoral immune response
Cellular component (GO): nucleus
Molecular function (GO): protein dimerization activity; RNA polymerase II cis-regulatory region sequence-specific DNA binding; DNA-binding transcription factor activity, RNA polymerase II-specific
Source: RefSeq, a predicted model, not a curated record